GGGGCGCUCGGUGCCGGGGCACAGCGGCCCGAAUUACGCACCCUGCCCGGUCCCGGCGCUGCCCCGCUCUCCCUCUCGGUGUCCCAGCCCCGAUCCUCAUCCCCUGCCCCGUCCCUGUCCCCCAGCCCUGCUCCCCUGGCCCUGAUCCCCCCCUAAGCCGCCCUCCCAGUGGCUGGCGGGCAGCCCCGGACAGCCGGAUAAGGGCACCCCGCACACCCCGUAACUCCGCACCCUACACAGGGCAGUGUGAGCCCGUGAGUGCCGCGGAGCUGCACGCGUUCCUGGGCCGUGUAGAACCCGUGUCUGGUGCUCACACGUGCUGCACGCUGCUCUCAGGGCUGCCUGCAGGCCCCUGCCAUCCUCGUGUAUCCUUCACACCACCUGCGAGGUUCUGUGUGCUGCCUGCUGUGGGGCUGUCACAGCCUAGAGCGGCCCAUGGCACGAUGCUGGUGACCAGAUACGCCUCUUGCACAUUUUAGGGUGGUCAUCGCAGUCACUUGCUUUCUGGUGCUGGGUCUUGCUUUGUUUCCUGCUUACAUUUCUGGGAUCCUUUCAAUGGUGUCUUCUCUGGAUGGUGUUUAUAGCAGCUCACUGCUCAGUAUCAUCUAAUGACAAUUCCUUGUUCAAGCUGAAGUUUGAGAGAUGCUGUAAAACAAGACCCUGAAGUUCAGCUAAGUUGGCUCUUGCUUGUCUCAUCAAAAAGCUUUGCCCAGUGAUUCUUCUGAAAUAACUCUGGGCAAGCCAGUGUCCAUCAUUCAUUGUGCAGGUGUGUGCCGGCUCCUUUACCUGCCAGUUUUGUCUCUGGGGAUAGGAACAGGGUUUAUCCUGUUCUCAGCUCUGGCUGUGUUGUGCUUUCUUGCAGAGAAAAUCAGUGCCUUGUUUGCUCUACCCAUUACUCAGGCCCUGGUUUCUCCUUGGCACUGUGUGUCAGCAGGUUAAUAGGUUCAUCUCUGCACUGGCCAGGUGACUGUGUCUGUGUGGACAUGCUGUUUUUGCUUUUCCUGCAGCUGUUUUUGCAAGGCCUCUGCCUCAUUUGCAUUUUUCUGUUUAAAAACAGUGAUUUUUCCCUUUUGAGUCAUCUUUAUUUUUGAGACAUCAUUAAUUUUCUCUGCCUCCUUGUUUAUUAAUAGACCUUUUCACUUUUGUGCUGAUUCUGCCUGGUUAUAUUUGUAAAGUCCUUUGUACUCCCCUUAGCAUUCUGGCUGUUAACUCCUUCUGCUGGUUUGUUGUCCCUUCCCUCUCCCGAGCCCCCCUGCAGCUGUGAGGGGACACUAUUGACUUUCAAAUCAUCUUCCUGUCUGCAAUGUUCCCCUUCUCCUGUUCAGGUAUCUCCUAAGAGCAUCUAUAUAUCCAGGUAUCUCCUGAGAGUAUUGCGGGUGAAAGGCACGAUUGAAAUCUCUGAGUGCCUUUGAUGCUUUUGCCACCUCCUCACACAGCCAGUGUUGCUGUGGCUGCUGAGAGCUCUUUCUCCUGGCAGCAGGGGACAGGACGCCUUAAAGCCUGCAGAUGCAGCUCUUUGCUCCUUGAAUGCUUUGCUUUGCCGUGUACCAGUGGCUGUGUUCAUGCCUUUGCUCUGUCUCCACCAGGUAUCCAGGUCCUUUCCUGGCCCCGUUGCCCGCUGGUGAGCCAGGUGGCCUGGGCUGGAGCUCUGCUGAGAGCAGGAGAGGUGCAGGGUAGCCAAAACCUCUGACAGUCCUUGCUCAGGCUGCCAGGGGCUGGUGUUGUGCAGUUGGGCUGGCACCAUGCAGCAGGAGGCGGAGGGCGGCCGGGUGCGCCGCAGGAAGCCUGACAUGGCCCUCUACGUGCCCAAAGCGCGGCGGGAGAGAGAGGCACAAGCGGCAGGCGACACACGGGCUGGGCACCGCCAGGAGCCCGAGAGCCACCGCCGGGAGCCCGAGAGCCACCGCCUGCUGCAGGAGCCUGGCUGGGCUGGUGGCGAGGGGCAGAGGCGAAGCCCCCGUGCCAGAACGCAGGCAGGCAGAGCAGCAAGGAGGGAGAACAAGGUGGAUGCUGGCCCAAAGGAGCUGCGGACAGCCUCUGCCAGGCACAGCCACAGGACGAGAGGCGGCUGCCCUAUUGCACUGGAAAGCCUGGAGGCAUCACCCGGCGUGUGUGAGCCGUGCCCAGAUCCAGCUGGUGCUCAGCACUGGGACAGACAGGACAAAGCAUCUCAUGAAGAACCCAGAGAACUCAGCCACGAUCACAGGAUAAGGACUGAGCCUGACCCUCCAUCCCCACAGAAUGCCCAGGCUGGGGCUGUGAAGGCUCCCCCUGAGCCUGGGGAUGACCCCACUAGCCCAACACCCGCUGCUAGCCCAACAUUGGUUUGUCAGACAGGUUUGAGUGGGACGUUGGAGCACUUGGGGGACAGCACCCUAGAUCCAGCUGGAGACCUCUCCCAAAGCCUGGGAGAGGCUGCCCUGCAGUCAGCAGCGGGGGGCAACCAUGGCAGUGUCCCCCAGUUGGUGGGAGAGACAGUGGGUCUGAAAGCCUGGGAGGAGGAGACGGGGAAGGAGAGGGGGGAGGAGGGGUCUCUCCUGGCAGAGCAGAGCAAGGGUUGUGCCACUGGGGUGCCGGAGGAAGAGGAGACAUGGGAAGGCAGAGCUGAGCUUCCUGAGGAGAGCACCUUGUGUGCAGCAGGAGCCAGCUGCGAGCCCGUGUUCCUGAGGGGCAGCGUGGGGGAUGUUCCAGUGCUGCCAGGGGAGAGCACUCCACAGCAGGGCACGGGCAGCCCAUCCCAGCUCCCGCCUGCCGUGGAGGAGAGCACUGCUGGUGCUGGGGAUCCCAGCGGGGAGGGUGACCUGGUGCCUGCUGUAGGGGAAGCAGGCAGCACUUCUGCCUGCACAGAGAGCAGUGCUGCAUCUGAGAGCAGCCUGUGCAAGGGAGCACCUCUGGAAAGCUGUGAGCCCCCAGUGCCCCUAGAGCAGCUGUGCCACGGCAUGGAGGGGAUCUCACCUGCAUCCUGGGCCAAGGAGCUGGCCAAGCCAGCUGAGGAUGUGGGCUCGCUGCAGAAGGACCAGGAGGCUGAGGAAGAAGAAAGAGGUCUCCACAGCAGCUCCCUUAAGGAAGGACAGAGCAGUGCCAGUGCUGAAACCCUGAGCCAGACCAGCCCAGGUGCUGAGGAGAGCUGGGAUGUGCUGUUCAACGAUGAUGGGGACUGCCUGGACCCACGCCUGCUGGAGGAGCUCUCAGGGGGUGAGAAGCACCAGGAGAGCCAGCAGUCACCCCGCUUCAACUACUAUGGGGCCGAACCUGCUGCCCCAGACAUCAGUGACGAUGAGCUGCCCCACGUCAUCGAGAUCUACGACUUCCCCUCGGACUUCCGCACCGAGGAUCUGAUGCGUGUCUUCUGCAGCUAUCAGAAAAAAGGCUUUGAUAUUAAAUGGGUGGACGAUACGCACGCCCUGGGCAUCUUCUCCAGCCCCAUAACAGCACGCGAUGCCCUCAGCACCAAGCACCUGAUGGUGAAGACACGGCCGCUGUCCCAGGGCACCCGCGCCUCUAAAGCCAAAGCCAGGGCAUUUGCUGAGUACCUGCAGCCGGCCAAGGAGCGCCCUGAAACGUCAGCUGUGCUGGCCAGGCGGCUGGUGAUCGGUGCCCUGGGGGUACGGAGCAAGCAGACACCGGCACAGCGGGAUGCAGAACGGAGGAAGCUGCAAGAAGCUCAGGGCAGGCAGAGCGCUGCGUCUCAGAGCUGGGACAGAUUCUGCACUGCCUCCAGAAGCACUGGGCUGCUUCACCGAAAGGGCUGAGCAGCGUGUGAGCUGGUUGGUGCUGUGGGGAUGCUGUUGCUGUCAGGCAGCACUGCCCACCCUGCCCAGGGCAGAGCCCCCAAGGCUGCCAGCCCCAGCAGGAGCGACAGCAAGACGCAGGGAGCUCAGCAGAGAGCACGGGGGGCUCUGUGGGGUGGCCCUGGCCACCUGGAAGGGCCUUGUGAGUGAGAGUUUCUGUCCUUUAUUUUGCUAAUAAAUGCCAUUUAUUUUA
Passer montanus (Eurasian tree sparrow) is the source of this 3984-nucleotide messenger RNA. It is a transcript of the gene R3HCC1L, whose product is annotated as R3H domain and coiled-coil containing 1 like. Gene Ontology annotation, molecular function: nucleic acid binding. The coding region runs from base 1743 to 3752 and encodes 669 amino acids. The record is from RefSeq and is a predicted model, not a curated record. The transcript is spliced from 9 exons. NCBI's taxonomy places the organism in Eukaryota, Metazoa, Chordata, Aves, Passeriformes, Passeridae.